Messenger RNA from Macadamia integrifolia, 1278 nucleotides. Its product is annotated as methyltransferase-like protein 23. Bases 145 to 906 code for a protein of 253 amino acids. Lineage: Eukaryota; Viridiplantae; Streptophyta; Magnoliopsida; Proteales; Proteaceae. Gene Ontology annotation, cellular component: cytoplasm; nucleus. The transcript has 8 exons. The record is from RefSeq and is a predicted model, not a curated record.
AUAAAACAGCGACUUAUUGGGAGUCUGGAAGAGGCAUUUCCUCGAACACCUUGUGCACUUCGUUUCUGGACAUUUAUUCUUUGAGAUUUAGGAGAGCUUCUUAAUUUAUCUCAUCGGAGUUCUCUUGCCGUGCCAGCGAUCACGAUGGAACACCACGACGUCAUCGACUUCGUGGUUGAAGAUGAAGACGAAGACGAGGACGAUGGGGCUACUCUUACAACUACUGAUGCCGGCGAAAUGACGACGAUCUCACGCCAUUCGUUCUCAACGCUAGGUCGGACAGACGAAGGUUUUUCCAUCGACAUCAUUGAGAAUAUUAAGGGAGACUACGGACUCUUUGUGUGGCCGUGCAGUACUGUGCUGGCCGAAUAUGUGUGGCAGCAGAGGUUACGCUUCUCAGGGACAUCCGUGGUUGAGCUGGGGGCUGGAACUUCCUUGCCUGGAUUAGUGGCUGCAAAAGUGGGUUCAGAUGUCACACUGACAGACAACUCAAACAGAUUAGAGGUACUGGACAACAUGAGAGGGAUGUGUGACCUCAAUAAAGUCAGCUGCAAAGUAUUGGGGCUCACCUGGGGAGAGUGGGACACACCCAUAUUCAGUUUGCAACCAGAUAUUGUUCUUGGAGCUGAUGUUUUAUAUGAUAGUAGUGACUUCGAUGAUCUCUUCGCAACGGUGACAUUUCUUCUCCAAAAUUCUCCUGGAUCAGUCUUUAUAACAACAUACCAUAACAGGAGUGGGCAUCAUCUUAUCGAAUACUUGAUGGUGAAAUGGGGCUUAAAAUGUACAAAGCUUCUAGAUGCCUUCUCAUUCAUGCCCUCCUCCAAGACAUCUAAUACAAGUGGCAGCAUUCAAUUGGCAGAGAUCAUGUUAGAUCUUCAACAGCCUCAGGGUGCUUCUGCAAUCUGAGUCUAAUGGUGGCACCAAAAUCUGAAUUGAGAGGUAGGGUUGGUGACACUGCAUGGAGGAUGGGAGAUGGAGAAGACAAGGAAAAAUAGAAAAGUGCUUCCUCCCCGAAAAUUACUCCUAGAUGCCACUGGUUCCAACUUGGACUACUGUAUUGGGUAACUGGAGCCAUAACUUGCCCUUAUGAACUGCCUGCUGUAGAGAACCAAAAGCCAUUUCCAUUUUGUCUUAUUAAAUUGGCUGGAGCCAGAUCAACCAGGGUUAGUCUAAUUCCAAGUUACUAUAUUUUAGAAUACUCAAAAGACCAAAUGCAUGAAUUUCAUUGCUGCUUUGCAAGGAUAAAGUAGUGAAAUAUUGGAAUCUUGAGCAUACAAA